This is a messenger RNA of Heteronotia binoei (common prickly gecko), 3457 nucleotides long. RefSeq names its product chondroitin sulfate proteoglycan 5 (gene CSPG5). NCBI's taxonomy places the organism in Eukaryota, Metazoa, Chordata, Lepidosauria, Squamata, Gekkonidae. The transcript has 8 exons. The record is from RefSeq and is a predicted model, not a curated record. Bases 1 to 3171 code for a protein of 1056 amino acids. Gene Ontology annotation, biological process: nervous system development.
AUGUCGCAGCGGGUGGGCAUGGGCACCCUUCUCCCAUCACCACCCCUGGUUCGCAAGGCCCAGAGGCUCUCAACAAGACCCCAGCACUGUCUCCCGGGAAGAACAUUUCAGCACACAGGAGGGGAGGGAAGCCCAGAGGAGCACGAGGGAAGAGUGCGCUCCACGUGGCUGCACACAUUUGAGCCUUCCUCACAUGCUCAGAGGCUUCAGCAGGGGUGGAUCAGUGCAUCCUUUUUUGCCCCAUAUCAGCACGAUGCCUCCGCCUUCGACCCAGCCCCAUGCUGGCUGGCAGAGCUAGGAGUUGGUUGGCACAUCCAGGCAGCAAAGCCCAAAUCAAUGCUGGGCGAGGGGGCAGGGAGAGCCCCCCCCUCGGGAAUGCAGCAGGGGGCCUCCAUGGGGGAGGGCACAGAGGGCGGCGGCUGUCCCAGAUUCAAGGAAUCAUGGGACUCUGCAGAAACUGGGCAGGUGAUUUUGGCAGGGAUGAGGGCUUACAAGCUGAAACUGAAUCCCAGCAAAACAGAGAUGCUACUGGCAGCGCCUCCCUUCCCGCCUGUUCCUCCCGGCCUGAGCCUCUGGGCACGUGCAAAGCGCUUGGGCUGCGUCUCUCUCCCUCCUUCCCGCCCUGACCCAGGCAGCGCCUCCCUUCCCGCCUGUUCCUCCCGGCCGGAGCCUCUGGGCACGUGCAAAGCGCUUGGGCUGCGUCUCUCUCCCUCCCUCCCCCCUGGGCCUGAGAGCGCCUCCCCUCCCUCCCAGCCGGGCACGUGCAAAGGGUUGGGCUGCGUGGGCGGGGGUCGUGGGGGGGGCGUCUCCGUCUCUCCUCCCCUCCCGGCCGGAGCCCCCGGGCGCGUGGCAAGGGCCUGGGCGGCGCGGGGGCGUGGCGGCGGCGGCGGGCGGGCGUCUGCGGGCCUCCCUGGGCGGGCUGCGGAGGGCGGGACUCGGCGGAGGCGGCGGCGGCGGCGGCGGCGGCAGGAGCCUUGCAGGAAUAUGGGGCGCCCGGCUGCUCCCGCCGCCCGCCCGGCCCCGCCGACGCCGCCGCUGCGGCUCCUGCUCCGGCCGCCCCUCCUGCUCCUGCUCGUGGUGGCCGCAGCUUCGGAGCCACCUCCUGGCCCCCCCAAUGCUACUGACCUCCACGCAACCCCGUGGCAGGGGGGCGGCAGGCAGCAGGUGACUGUGGGCGAAGAGGCCUCCUCCUCCUCUGGGCAGGACCAGCCAGCGUCUGGGAGGAGCAGUGCCGGGGAAGCGGGAAAUGGCUCAGCUGCCCGAGCCUCUUCCCAGGCCGCUGGACCAAAGGAAACCCCUCAACCCCCACCUGCUGCUCUCCCAAGGGGCAGAGAUGCUGCCGCUCCUUCCGAUGACCUGGCUGCCAGCAGCCCCUACCCUGGGGCAGGCCUCCCUGUGAGGUACUUUUCUGGGGAGCGCGACCCCGAGAACCCCCAGAUGGGGACCACCCUGUGCUUUGGCUGCCUGGGCGGAGGGGAUCAGCUGCAGGACCCUUUGGGGGGUCCCCACGGCCCCCUGGAAGCCCUCGCCAGCAUCACCAGCUUUGCCCUGCCGGCCCAGGAAUCCGAUGGCACCAGGAGGCUGUCGGAGAGGAGAGAACUGCCCGGGAGUGCGUCUCCCCUCCCCGAAAGCCGGGAAGAGGCCGGAAGCGGAGACCAGCACCCCAAGGCCUCCCCCAGCGAGGGAGACGGGGCAGAGCGGACUGCCGUCCCCACCGCCCUGGAGUUCGCCACAGAGACGAGCUCGCCGAUGGGCCAGGACCUCGGUUACGAUGCAGACGAGAGAGACCCUCUGCUUGGGACCGUUGGGGUGGCCGUGCUGCCGUCUCCCACUUUGAGCGGCCCCAUCCAGACCCCCGAUGAGGCGGAGCGGGUUGUGGAGCAGGACUCGGCCCAGAAGGAGGAGCCGCUGGAAUUGUGGGUGGAUUCGUCGAGCAACUCGCCUUCGGAGGGUGCUCAAGGCCGCACCAACCUGGCCUGGCUCCAGACCGAAGCGCCCACCCGGUUGGCUGCCACCCCUUCGGUGCUGGACAUCCAGACCUCGAAACCGUCCUCCGACCCCUCGGCCUCGGAGAUCAUCGAUAUCGAUUACUAUGACCUCUUCGACGGGGAGAGUCUGGGGGGCGCCGGACCCGAUUCGACCAAGAGGAAACCUUCAGAGGACAAGGGGAUGUCGUGGUCCCUCCACGACCUCUACGACGACUUCACGCCCUUCGACGAGUCCGACUUCUACCCCACCACCUCCUUCUACAUCGAUGGGGAUGAGGAGGAACUGGACGAGCCGGAGGACGACGAGGAAGAGGAAGAUGGGGGAGGCGGGCUAGCCCGGGAUCUGGAAGAUGAGAACGACUACCGGAUCCCCACACCCGCAAUGCCCAAAAUCCAGACGGUGGUCCAGGAAGCCGAAUCCACCAGCCGGCGCUACGUCAUCCCGCCACUGCAGACCUUCGUUGUCUCUGGGGGCAGCGGGGUGGCCACUCCCAAACCCCGCCCAGCUGAAAGCGGCCGAGACCAGAGCCUGUCUGGCGGUGGCGAGAACGGCACCGACUGCCGAACCGGCUACGUCCGGCACAACAACUCCUGCAAAUCCGUGUGCGACAUCUUCCCCAGUUACUGCCACAACGGGGGACAGUGCUACCUGGUGGAGAAUUUGGGCGCCUUCUGCAGGUGCAACACGCAGGACUACAUCUGGCACAAGGGCACCCGCUGCGAGUCCAUCAUCACUGAUUUCCAGGUGAUGUGCGUGGCCGUGGGCUCCGCCGCCCUGGUAGUUCUGCUGCUCUUCAUGAUGACCGUCUUCUUUGCCAAGAAGCUCUACCUGCUCAAAACCGAGAACAACAAACUGCGCAAGACCAAAUACCGAACUCCGUCGGAACUCCACAACGACAACUUCUCCCUGUCCACAAUUGCCGAGGGCUCCCACCCAAAUGUAAGGAAAUUUUGCGACACCCCGUGUAACCUCUCCCCUCAUGCCCGUGCAUUGGCUUACUAUGAUAACAUUAUCUGUCAGGAUGACCCCAAUGCCCCCCUCAAGCUCCAGGACCCCUUGAAAUCCUGCCUCAAGGAAGAGGAGUCCUUUAACAUCCAGAACUCCGUGUCGCCCAAGCUUGACAAUGGGAAAGGGGACCCGGGCGACUCGGAGGUGAAUUGUCUCCAGAACAACCUGACAUGAAGCCGGGAAGGGGCCAGAGAACUCAAACGAAAGGGUGGGGGGGGGGGAUGGAAAGCACGAGAGCCAUUUCCGAUUGUACAAAUCUCAUUUCUUGUAACUGUUUGUUCUGUUUCCUUCCCUGACUUCAUAGCAUGCUUUGAUGUAUUUUGUACAGAGAAAAAAAAAAGAAAGAAAGAAAUAAUACGCGAGAAGACGCCGCCGAGUGUUUCCUCAAUGAAUUGUGGGUUGUUUGGUAUGUCCCUGUCUAUAUAUUGCCUGGGUUAGCUCCUCCCUCCCUCCCUCUCUC